AUGAAAUUCGGCCACAAUUACGUGAGCACCCUCGAGAAUGAGGGCUUCCCUUCGCAGUGGGUGAGGUCGGCUAUCUCGUACCGCCAGCUGAAGAAGUGCAUCAAGCGGGUGCAGAGUGAGCUGCUAUCACUAGGCCUCAGUCCUGAUGUGCUCAACCGCUUCUGGCUCGCAGAGGACGCACGCCUGACUGAUGGCGAGGGAGAUGGUGGGCUGGCCCGUGUGGGAUUUGCAUAUUCGCUCAGGGAAUGUAAAUCUUCCUCGUCUCUGCGCCCCGUUCUGACGUUCGCCAUGGGCCCGGACGAUAAGCCGCCCCGCGAACUGCUUAGAUAUCCAGCCAUCGCGCACACGGACAGCAGCAGUAUCAGGUCCAACAGCACGAGUAGCAGCACGAGCAGCAGCGGCGGAAACAAUCCCUGCCCAGGUGAAUCCGACAGCUCCUGCACCACGAAAACUGACGCGGACGGGCCCUAUCAGUCAAUCGAGAUCCCCCUCUCCUCCGACUCAGAGUUCUUCCGCCUGCUCAAAGCUGGCCUCUCCAACCUCGAAGAUCUGCAGGCGCACGAAAAAAAGGACCUUGACAAUCAGGUCGCCCUGCUGCGCCAAAGUAUCGUCGAGGUCACAAGCCCGACGACGACCACUAAGAAGACUGACCAGGCCGCCAUCUACGCCUGGCGCGAGGUCUUUCGCAUCUACAUGGAGAUGCAGGUCUUCUUCUCUACAGGGGAAGCAGACUGCGGCGAGCGGUCGUCAGAGGUUGCCCGCCAGCGUCUCGAAGCCUUCCAGACGCAACUGGUCAAGGAGCAGCACGCCAAGAAGCUUGGACGCAGCGGCCGGCGCGCCCUUGAGAUGUUUAUGCAUAUCAACCUCACGGUGCUGCAGAAUCUCAAGUUCCAGGAGAUCAACGGCAUGGCGCUCAGCAAGAUCCUGAAGAAGUUUGACAAGCAAACAGCGCUCCACGCCCGAUCCGCAUUUACCAGGACGGGGCCCCUUUCUGUCAACAGCCUAUCAAGGACCGUCUGUCAGGCAAUCUCCGAGCAGAUAUUAGUAGUUGUGCCUCAGCUGGACGACUACCUAUGUCCAGUCUGUUUCACCAUCUCUUUCAAGCCGGUCAGGCUGAAAUGCGCGCACGUCUUCUGCAUCCGCUGUCUGGUUGUCAUGCAACGCGCGCAACAGAAUCACUGUCCCAUGUGCCGAGCCGAGGUCGUCAUGGAGGCAACGAGCAAAAACCUCGAUCAAAAGCUGUUGACCUUCUUGCAGUCAUCCUUCCCCAAGGAAACCAAGGCCAAGCAGAGGGAGAACGAGCGAGCCGCGAUGGUAGACAUCUACGGCGAGCCUACCGAGGUAUGCAACAUGAUGUAA
This is a messenger RNA of Nannizzia gypsea CBS 118893, 1359 nucleotides long. Its product is annotated as RING-14 protein. The record is from RefSeq and is a predicted model, not a curated record. Gene Ontology annotation, molecular function: metal ion binding. The transcript has 3 exons. Lineage: Eukaryota; Fungi; Ascomycota; Eurotiomycetes; Onygenales; Arthrodermataceae. Bases 1 to 1359 code for a protein of 452 amino acids.